Gongylonema pulchrum is the source of this 495-nucleotide messenger RNA. Lineage: Eukaryota; Metazoa; Nematoda; Chromadorea; Rhabditida; Gongylonematidae. The record is from the annotation of a GenBank genome assembly.
AUGGUCUUCUACAUCACUUUGGCGGUUGCGGAGCAUCUGUCACAGCUCUGGCCGCUGCUGCUACUUGCGUUCGCAUCCAUAGCCGUUUGCCACCUGGCAGCACGAAAAUGCGCUGCUCUUGGCUCAAGCGCUGCCAAAUGCGCCGCACUGAACUCCAGCACUGCGAAAUCUGGCAAUUCUAGCUGCGGUACUUUAACAACAGGGACUGGCUGUGCUGCUGUCGCGGACACAAAAAUCACUGCUAGUAAAAAUCAGCUUAAAACACAAUAUAGUGAUGUUAUCAGCAGUAGCAAUGGCGAGUACUUUUUUUCUGCUCCCAGGAAAUCUUCGUGCUUUGAAUUUACUCAUCCACCCGUCAUUGUUAUCAACACCUCUUUUGGUCGUAAUUUGCUGAACAAGAAAGAAGCGCCACCGAGUACUAUAAAAGAGUCGUCCGAAUCGUCGCAGACAAUUGACGAUCAGGAUUCCGAUAAAGGUACCUAUGUUAUCAGUUAA